AUGGGGCAAAGCCAGGACCUGGCUAUUUCACCUGUGCCGUAUAAACUGGCGUCAGACCGCGUCACCUCCCUGCAGGGAUCUCCUGGAGAAGCCGGCUACGACGGCGUGGACGGGGAGCAGCAAAGCGUCAGCCCCCAGGGGCUGCGACCCUCCUCGCUGCCCGUGGCAGUGGCCGCAGGGACGACCCCGACUCACUCGGCAGUGCACUGCAAGCCCAUCGUGGCGCAGAACCAGCUGUACGUGGUGGUGGCCCAGCUCUUCGGAGGCUCCUACAUCUACCGCUGGGACACCGCCGUGGACAAGUUCAUCAAGAUCCAGGACAUCGACAGCCAGAAGACCCGCAAGCCCAACGACAUCGAGGCCUUCCAGAUCGAAGGCGACUGGUAUUUUGUCAUCGCCGACAGCUCCAAGGCGGGCUCCACCAGCCUCUACCGCCUCAACCAGAACGGCUUCUAUUCCCACCAAGCCCUCCACGCCUGGCACCGCGACACCGACGUGGAAUACGUGGAGAACGAUGGCAAACCCCGGCUGCUCAUCUCCAGCAGCUCCCAAGCCCCCGUCAUCUACCAGUGGAGCCGGGCGCAGAAGCAAUUCACGCCCCAGGGGGAGGUGGGGGAGAUGCUGGACGUGCAGAUGGUGAAGCACUUCAGGGUGAAGCGGGACCAAUUCCUCUGCCUCAGCCGCUACAUCGGUGACUCCAAGGUGGUGCGAUGGGAAGGACAGCGCUUCGUUGAGCUCCAGACGCUGCCGUCCCGUGGCUCCAUGGUGAUUCAGCCCUUCUCGGUGGAGCAGCGGCAGUACCUGGCCCUGGGCAGUGACUUCUCCUUCACCCACGUCUACCUGUGGGAAGAGGAGAAGCAGAAAUUCGUCAAGUUUCAGGAGCUGUCGGUUCAGGCGCCGCGGGCUUUCCGCUACGUGCCGGCUGCCGAUGUGCAGCUCCUCCUGGCUCCCAGCUUCAAGGCCAACACGCUGGUCUACCGGCACGUGGUGGUGGACCUCAGCCUCUAG
This is a messenger RNA of Pygoscelis adeliae (Adelie penguin), 1008 nucleotides long. Its product is annotated as leucine-rich repeat LGI family member 3-like. The record is from RefSeq and is a predicted model, not a curated record. The coding region runs from base 1 to 1008 and encodes 335 amino acids. Gene Ontology annotation, biological process: regulation of exocytosis. NCBI's taxonomy places the organism in Eukaryota, Metazoa, Chordata, Aves, Sphenisciformes, Spheniscidae. Gene Ontology annotation, cellular component: synaptic vesicle. The transcript has 3 exons.